ACUUCAACGUCCAAACCCAACCUAAAUCUAAAGCACUCGGACGUCACUUCGCCUUUUUAAAGCUUCUUCGGAAAAAUAUAAGUGCACAGACAAUCCACUUUCCUGAGAAACCCAAUUCCUCAAAUCCCAGAUCCUUACCCCCAAAAUGUCGAAGCAAUUCAACGUCCCGCCCGUUAUUUUCCCUUCCGGUGGAGACCCACCUGGAGGCCCCACAUCCGCAGCCCUACGGCGCCCAACGCCGCCGUUUCAGCCACGCCCACCCGCCACGAACCCCAUCCCUUUUCUGUCCUUUGACGUGGGCUCCGCCGCUCAAUCUACCUCCUUCGCUACCCCUCAUCUCGGCCCAACAAUCACCACCGCAAGCUCAAACUUCGACGAAGAACCGCCUCUUCUCGAAGAACUCGGCAUCAACACAAAGCAAAUCUGGAGCAAAACGAUUUCGAUACUCAACCCGUUUCGCCCAAACCCGAAUCUCCACUCCGAGGCGGACCUCUCGGGUCCGUUCCUGUUCUUUUUAGCUUUUGGGCUUUUCCAACUGCUCGCCGGGAAGAUCCAUUUUGGGAUAAUCCUCGGGUGGGCCACCAUCUCUGCUGUUUUUUUGUACACAGUGUUCAACAUGCUGGCCGGGCGGAACGGGAGCUUGGAUUUGUACAGGUGCUUGAGUCUGGUCGGUUACUCUAUGCUGCCGAUGGUGCUUCUAUCGGCGCUCGCGCUGUUCGUGCCGCAAGGCGGGCCGGUCAUUCUUGUUACGGCGGCAGCUUUCAUUGCGUGGUCGACGCGGGUUUGUGCAAGGCUUUUGUUGGAGGCAGCGAGAUUGAGUUCAUAUGCUGUGAGUGGGAGGAGUGUGUGCAUGUACGUGAUUGUAAGAAAGGAGGGGGCUUAUACGAGGUAGCGCGACUCUAUGAAAGAGAGAAAGACUGCGUGUGUUAAUGAGAUAGUGUGGUGGCUUAUAUUAUCCGUCUUAGGGAUGAAAUUUCACUAUAAUUGUUCAAAAGCACAUUGGUCCUACUCAAUGCAAAAAAUAAUUCCUUGAAUUUAUGUGCCGAAGAGAUUACGAGUACAUUCAUGAAGGGUGGAAAAAUAUUGUUCGACUUUUGAAGGUUGGGUGUCAUGUAGACCUUGAUUUUGGAUACCUGAAUAAUGCAAGAACUAUUGGACAUCUUGGAGUGUCAUUGAUGUGGUGGGAUUCUAGGAUGAACAGGGUGAGAUUUCGGCUGGUGAUGCUACCUGGAUUUGCAUCUGUUGAGGAAUCGAUGCCUUUAAACCUGAAUAGUUUUGGUCACUAUAGUAUCUACUUGUUGGUAAGUUUGCAGUGGAUAACAUGUUUUCCUUGAAGCGGUACAGUCACCAAUUCAAAACUUCAGAUGAAACAAUUUUUUCUGUUGGAUGCCAUGUUUGGUGGCAUGGGUCCAUUUCAUGUUUCUAUAGUAGGAACCGGUGAUGCUGCUUGGUAAUGUUGGUGGAGGCUGAGUGGAGCGGUUGCUGUCGCUCGUUUUGAUGAUGAGGGGUUUCUGCUUUUACAUGUUGGUGACAGUGACAUUGCUGCUACUAAUAUAAUUGAGUGUGCUUAAGAUUUC
Molecule: messenger RNA, 1577 nt
Organism: Juglans regia (Persian walnut)
Lineage: Eukaryota; Viridiplantae; Streptophyta; Magnoliopsida; Fagales; Juglandaceae
Product: protein YIPF7-like
Exons: 2
Coding region: 146-892 (248 amino acids)
Biological process (GO): vesicle fusion with Golgi apparatus; endoplasmic reticulum to Golgi vesicle-mediated transport
Cellular component (GO): membrane; trans-Golgi network
Source: RefSeq, a predicted model, not a curated record